This is a messenger RNA of Glossina fuscipes, 735 nucleotides long. It is a transcript of the gene fh, whose product is annotated as frataxin homolog, mitochondrial. Gene Ontology annotation, cellular component: mitochondrion. NCBI's taxonomy places the organism in Eukaryota, Metazoa, Arthropoda, Insecta, Diptera, Glossinidae. Gene Ontology annotation, molecular function: ferrous iron binding; iron chaperone activity; ferroxidase activity. Gene Ontology annotation, biological process: intracellular iron ion homeostasis; iron incorporation into metallo-sulfur cluster. The record is from RefSeq and is a predicted model, not a curated record. The transcript is spliced from 2 exons. Bases 26 to 592 code for a protein of 188 amino acids.
AGAUGUUCUCAUAAGUAAAAAUAAAAUGUUCAGAGGAAUACACUUUCGCCGUUCAUGGCGAUAUAUUUAUAUAAACUCAAAGAAUUUUACAAAAUUACCACAAAGAAGUUAUAAUGUAUAUACCCAACUACGCCACACUCCGCUCACAGCCUUACGUAACCACUAUAGAUAUCUAUCUACGGAUAAAUCCGUCGAACACAUUGUGGAUUCUGUUCUCGAUCAGUCUACUUAUGAAAAAGUAUGCGCUACGACACUGGACGCCCUCAACGAAUAUAUGGAACGCCUAGUAGAAACUGUAGAUUAUUUACCGGGCAGUGACAUAGGUUAUAGUGAUGGUGUGUUAACUGUUAACUUAGGCCCUAAACACGGCGUCUAUGUUAUCAAUCGUCAGACGCCCAACAGACAAAUUUGGUUAAGUUCACCCUUUAGUGGACCAAAGCGCUACGAUUUUGUAGGUCCCAAAACCGGCGAAAAGGGUAAAUGGCUUUAUCGUCACGAUGAUGAGACUUUGCACGACUUAUUGCAACAGGAGCUACAGCCUAUAUUCAAAGAUCAAAAGUUAGAUUUUUCUGAAUUACCUUACAGCAGUUGAACAUAAUACGAAAAAUGAAAAUAAGUUACUAAAAACUAAGUUUGCUAAGUUGGAAACCGUUUUAUUAAUUCUUGCAAUAAUUGAUUUUGUAUUUCAAUGGCACGCUCUUGAAUUUUAAGAUUUUCUUGUAAUAUUUUCAGAUG